UUCUUAUCAAUUCUUCAGUUUUAUCGCCGUUUGUGAAAAGCCCCAAUUUCGCCGUUUGUGAAAAGCCCCAAUUUCGCCCUAAAUCUCCAUAUCCAUCGCAAUUGAUAGCUCGAAUCCAUUUUUGAGGCAUGUCUUUCUUCUUCCUCCUAAUUUCGUUAUUUGUUUCGAUUAUUUGUGAUUUCAAACAGCUUUUGAUUUCGAUAAGGGUCAGAUUUAGUUAUCUGUUUUGUUAGGGUUCGAUUUAUCUAGAUUUAUUUCGUUAUCUGUUUUUUAGGGUUCGAUUAUUUACAGAUUUUGAGAAUGUGGAGUUUCGAAUCCAUCUGUUUUGUUAGGGUUCGAUUAUUUACAGAUUUGACUCAAAAAUAGCUUUUGGAUUUGAGUAUUUGCGCCUUCAUAAACUGAACGAUUUUUUUUUUUUCCCAAGUGUUGGUGAUUGAAAUGUUGGGGAACUGAAGCUUCUCAUUUCUCUGUACUCACACAACAGAGCUGAUCCUGGUUAUAAAAGUGGAGCUUGGAAAUUUGUAAGGGAUGUGUCUGCGGCUUUAGGUGACAUAGAAAUGAUAAUAUGUCCUUGUAAAGACUGUCGUAAUGUAGUACGACAGUUAAACAGUGUUGUGGUUGAGCAUCUUGUAAUAAGAGGGAUGGAUGAGGCAUACAAGGUGCAUAGUGAUUGGUAUCAUCAUGGAGAUGUGAAGUCAGUAGAUGAAUUUCAAAGUAAACCAACUCAGUGGAAUGAGGAAGUUUUUGAGUUAUAUAAAGCUGCUGAAUUUUUUGAUCAAGAGUUGGCUUUUAGAGGUGACUUAGCUGACCAACCUGUGGGCGACUUAAGUGAGAUUGCAGAGGGUGAGGACCAACAAGAGGAUGAGUUCCUUGCAAAGAUCCGGGAUGCUGAAACCCCACUAUACCCUAGCUGUUCAAACCACAGCAAGUUAUCGGCUAUUGUGACUUUGUUUAGGAUUAAGACACAUAAUGGCUGGUCGGAUAAGAGCUUCAAUGAACUGCUUCAGACAUUGCCAAGCAUGUUGCCAGAUGGUAAUGUCUUUCACACAUCAUUGUAUGAUGUCAAGAAAUUUUUAAAGAGCUUUCAUAUGGGAUAUGAAAAGAUCGACGCAUGUGUUAAUGAUUGCUGCCUCUUCAGAAAGAAGUUAAAGAAGCUUGAUAAAUGUCCCAAAUGUAAUGCUUCACGGUGGAAGACUAAUAAGCGGACUAAUGAGGUAAAGAAAGGUGUCCCACAGAAAGUAUUAAGAUAUUUUCCAAUUAUACCAAGGCUGAAGAGAAUGUUCAGAUCAGAGGACAUGGCUAAGGACUUACGGUGGCAUUACACUAACAAGAUUCUUUCUUCUGAUCCGGAUUCUUUCUUCUGAUCCGGAUGACAUAGUGAAUGACUGUCGUCUUGGCCCUUAUGAUCUCAAAGUGUUAGUUGAAGCUGCAUAUAAACCAGAUGCAUUUCUAUGGAGACCUGCACAAAAGAUCUUUCAUAUGAAAGAAGCUGUUGGACAUAUAAUCGCAUGGCCAACUGAUAAGUGUAGACUGGUAGACAACAACAUCCAAAUGGAAGACAUUGCCCCUAUGGGUAUACAAGGAAACAAAUGUAAACUAUUGGAUUUGUCUAAGGGUGACGUCAUUGUUGCUGAGGGGCGUUGGGAGACACAAGAACCAAGUGCGUUGGUUAACGGAAUUCCUCUUGGACCAAAAGCAGUUAAAGUAUUUGUGGAUUCAGUAAAGCAGCCUGAUACAUCACUAUGGAGACCUACAGCUGAAAUGUCAUUUCUUGAGGACUGUUUGAUGGCUUACGUAUCUUGGCCCCUGAGUAAGGUUGAUUUUGAAAAUCCCUCAACUCCAACUGGUCAGAAUGCUACAUCACAUGCUUCUUUGUCUGCAUCAAAGGCCAAGUCUGCAGCCACAGCUUCUAAGU
Messenger RNA from Camelina sativa (false flax), 1915 nucleotides. Lineage: Eukaryota; Viridiplantae; Streptophyta; Magnoliopsida; Brassicales; Brassicaceae. The record is from RefSeq and is a predicted model, not a curated record.